AUGGUAAAAGAUUUAUAUUCUAGCAAUCAUUGGAAUAUUGUGAAACUGAGAAGGAUUCUACCACAGAAUAUCAUUAAUUCUAUUAUUUCUAUUGAGUUUAACCUUGCUAGGAAAGAUAUUCCGAUCUGGACUUCUGAUCCGUCGGGGAAAUUCAUUAGCAAAUCUGCUUGGCAUAUUGUUCGAAGGAGAAAAGGUACUACUUUGGCUAGUUCCAAAAUUUGGCACAAGAAAAUGCCUUUUAUGAUUUGCUUUUUCAUGUGGAGAGCUCUUCAAAACAAGAUCCCAUCUGAUGAUGCUGUGAAGAGAUUUGGAAUUUACCUUCCCUCCAUUUGCAAUUGUUGUCCUAUUCAUAAAAUAGAAACUUCUCAACACCUGCUCAGUGAAAGCAAAAUUGCUACACAAUGCUUACCAGUUGCUAUUUGUGGGGAGAUUUGGAAAAACAGGUGCAGGGCCAGAUUUGAAGACAAGAAGAUGUCAACCUGGUUCAUCAUACAGCAAAUAAAUAAGCUCAUAUCUCUAGUUCUAAAGGCUCAAUUCCCAGACGUACAUAUGCCCAGCUCUUGGUUAGACAAGUGCAACAAAAUGGAGAAUCUCAGGCCUAUCACUCAUUCUCUAGCAGUAUACUGGCAUAAACCGAGCCCUAACUGGAUCAAACUCAAUGUGGAUGGUUGUAGCAAAGGCAAUCCAGGAUCAGCAGGAGGAGGCGGAAUCAUCAGAGAUCACACAGGCAAAAUGAUCAAGGCAUUUGUAGAAUUCUAUGGCCAAUGCAGCAACAAUGUGGCGGAAGCAAAUGCAAUUUGGAAAGGAGUUAACAUCUGCAAAGAUUUUGGACUGCCCAGAGUAGUGGUGGAAUCUGACUCUCUACUAAUUAUUAAUAUACUCAAUGGGAGAUUAAAACUUCCAUGGAAAAUCAGAGAGAUCAUGAGUAAGAUUAUGAGAGACACUAGCCAUGGUGAAUUUGUCUUUAUUCAUAUUUAUAGAGAAGGGAACUCAACUGCGGACAUGUUUGCCAAUUGGGGAGAAGAUUCAAAAAUCUCUUUUAUCUUCACUGAAGCUACUUCCCUACCUUCCAAGGUUAGAGCUUCAAUGCAGCUAGAACUUGAUGGAUUUCCAAAUUUCAGAUUCAGAAGCAAAAGAAACCAAUUCGCUAUUGAUGAUAGUUGA
Messenger RNA from Lycium barbarum (goji berry), 1164 nucleotides. RefSeq lists its product as uncharacterized. Bases 1 to 1164 code for a protein of 387 amino acids. Gene Ontology annotation, molecular function: nucleic acid binding; RNA-DNA hybrid ribonuclease activity. NCBI's taxonomy places the organism in Eukaryota, Viridiplantae, Streptophyta, Magnoliopsida, Solanales, Solanaceae. The transcript has 2 exons. The record is from RefSeq and is a predicted model, not a curated record.